AUCUCAAACUAGUGUAGUACUUACCAGCAUUUUUGGUUGUCAUUUUUUUUUAUUUCUGUGUUGCCACGCUUGACAAUUUCUUUUUGAUUCAAUCCUUCUUGCAAGUAGAAUGGCUAAAUCUGCUAAGACCGAGAAACCAAAGGCUACGGCCGACAAGGCAAAAGCUGCCGAUAAACCAGCAAAGGGAAAGGUAGAAAAAGCUGCCAAACCAGCUGAAACAAAACCGAAACCAGCUGCUGCAAAGGAUGCUAAGAAACCAGCUCCAGCACCAGCAAAGGAAGCAGCAGCAAAGAAACCAGCUGCACCAGCUAAGGAUGCGAAGAAACCAGCUGCACCAGCCAAGGAGACAGCUGCAAAGGCUGCCCCAGCUAAGAAACCAGAAGCUAAGGCAGCUCCAGCAAAGAAACCAGAAGCUAAGGCAGCUCCAGCCAAGGCUGCUGCACCAAAAGCAGCAGCACCAGCAAAGCCUGCAGCACCUGCAGCAGCUAAACCUGCUGCUGAGGCACCAAAAACCGAAAAGGCACACAAAGCCACUGCAGCCAAACCAGUACAGAAGAAACGUGGAGUGGCCGCAUCAGCAGCCGCUGCAUCAGGCAAGGGUCGCGUUAGCAAGAAGCAAUUGCUUCGAGGCAAGGGUUUGAAGAAGAAGAAGAUCCAACUACGUUUUGGAAUCGAUUGUACAGACAUUGCCGAGGACAACAUUAUGGAUGUUGCCGAUUUCCAAAAAUACUUACACGAACACUUGAAAGUGGCCGGCAAAGUCAACAACUUGGGCAACAACAUUACAUUCGAGCAACAGAAGAUGAAAGUAUUCGUCAACUCCGAUGUCCACUUCUCCAAACGGUAUCUGAAGUACUUGACGAAAAAGUAUUUGAAGAAGAACAGUCUCCGCGAUUGGAUCCGUGUGGUCGCCAACGAAAAGGACUCGUACCAAUUGAGAUACUUCCGAAUCAGCUCGAACGAUGAUGAUGAGGAGGACAACGAAUAGAUGGGGUAUUGUAUGCCGGAUCGUCCGCUGUGAUUGUUUUGACAACAAUAAACGAUGGUUUUCGACACAGAAA
Messenger RNA from Bradysia coprophila, 1061 nucleotides. It is a transcript of the gene RpL22, whose product is annotated as Ribosomal protein L22. Gene Ontology annotation, molecular function: structural constituent of ribosome; RNA binding. Lineage: Eukaryota; Metazoa; Arthropoda; Insecta; Diptera; Sciaridae. Gene Ontology annotation, cellular component: ribosome. The record is from RefSeq and is a predicted model, not a curated record. Gene Ontology annotation, biological process: cytoplasmic translation.